AUGGCUUCCUCAGGACUGGGCUCCAUCACGCAUUCAACCUCUUCACAAGGUGCUGGAAUUUUGCGGCAAGAGGCUGCCGCGCUCGCACGACAGGUUAAUCGACUAUUGAACCGCCAGCUUUCUUCUGUAUGCCAGGUGAACGGCGUUAAAAGCACUGGAAUCAAGGCGGAGCUACAGGGUCGCAUACACAAUCUCAUCCAAGAGGCCGUCAACGCCAACGACCCUGUCCGCCUACAGCAAAUACGUCAGAGCGUACACAAUUCUAUCUCGAAUUCGCACGCCAGCUCUUCGCCUUCUCGAACGACUAUAUCGCACCCGCAUGGCCAUGCUUCCACUCCGACAUUCGGCUUGCCCAGCAUGUCAUUCCCCAGUACCCACAGCAGCCUGUCUAAUGGUCAGCGCUUUGGCGGAUCGCAAGCAGUGACACUCACUUUCAAGUCGAGCCCCUUCUAUCAGAUCGAGGCGCAUGUUGGUGACGUGAAGGUUUGCGAAGUCAUGUCGCAGCACCGUAACACAGUAUCCUACCCAAUCAGACUCGAAGACCAUCCUUAUCUACAGAAAUGUGUCGACGAUCCUUCAUACCGAGUGAUGAUCUUUUGCGCCGGAGAAUGCUCGGGGAUGCAAGAAGUCGCGUUCCCUCAUCAGUCAGAGCUUAAGGUCAAUGGUGGCGAGGUCAAGGCCAAUUUGCGCGGCUUGAAGAACAAACCUGGCUCUACUAGACCGGUUGACAUCACUAAAGCGCUCAGGCUCCGUCCAAAAUACACCAACAACGUCGAUUUUACAUAUGCGUUGACGUCAAAGGCAGGUCUCAGUCAAGUCAGGAUUUCCCGUCAAUCUUGGCACACCUCUCCUACAUCUCAGGGUCCGCAGUGGCAGUGCCCCAUUUGCUACAAAUCUGCCACUUUUGAUCAGCUGGCGGUUGAUGGAUAUGUAAAAGACAUUCUUGCAAAGACAUCAAAAAGCCAAGAAACUGUAACAAUCGAACCCAAUGGUGAUUGGCAUACCAAGAGCUCCGAGGACAGCAAUCAGGGUCAAACGAACGGCAACUCUUCAUAUCAAGGCACUUAUGAUGAUGAUGAUGAAGAUGACGACGACUUGGUUAUAUCAGAAGUUAACCCUAUCGGCCAUCGUCGCCUGGAAACACCCAAGAACGGUACCCCGAGCAUCAAUACACCUGGAAUGGCAGGUCGGGACAGUUCAUCUGCUGGUCCUAGAGGGUUAGCAUCUACCAGUGCCAAACGGCCAGUGGCCGCUAUCAUCGACCUCACCCUCUCUGAUGAUGAUGAUGACGAGCCAGCUCCUCCCCCCAAGAGGCAGAACACUUCAACGAACGGAUACUCGGGAUCGAACGGUCUAUCUGGUUCCUCUCCAGUUUCCCCCGACGGUCUUGGGUAUCAGUAG
This is a messenger RNA of Fusarium graminearum PH-1, 1401 nucleotides long. RefSeq lists its product as uncharacterized. Gene Ontology annotation, molecular function: SUMO ligase activity. The transcript is spliced from 5 exons. NCBI's taxonomy places the organism in Eukaryota, Fungi, Ascomycota, Sordariomycetes, Hypocreales, Nectriaceae. The record is from RefSeq and is a predicted model, not a curated record. Gene Ontology annotation, biological process: protein sumoylation. Bases 1 to 1401 code for a protein of 466 amino acids.